Bolinopsis microptera is the source of this 2505-nucleotide messenger RNA. Its product is annotated as nuclear receptor-binding protein-like. The record is from RefSeq and is a predicted model, not a curated record. Lineage: Eukaryota; Metazoa; Ctenophora; Tentaculata; Lobata; Bolinopsidae. Gene Ontology annotation, cellular component: cytoplasm. The transcript has 15 exons. Gene Ontology annotation, molecular function: ATP binding; protein serine/threonine kinase activity. Gene Ontology annotation, biological process: intracellular signal transduction; protein phosphorylation. Bases 37 to 1653 code for a protein of 538 amino acids.
AGUUACAUAGUAUUAUAAUGGCAAUUUUGUGACAUCAUGUCAUUGGAGGGGUCUAUAACAUCUGACGAAGAAGAUGCAUACAAAGAAGAGAGUCCCUGUGGCAGAUGGCAUCGCAGGAAUGUCAGGCUUGCAGAUGUACCGGGUAUAGAUGCACUGUAUCAGGCUAUGGAUAUGGAAGAGGGGGUGGAGGUUGUAUGGAAUGAGAUAACCAUUGCUUGUGUUCCUCUUGAAGAUGACAACCUUGUUAAGCUCUGCGAAAAACUAAUCAAACUCACCAAAGUCGAGCACCCCAACCUACUGAAGCUGUACGGUAGUUGGUACAAUAAAGAGCAGAGCAAGGUAGUAUUCACCACAGAGUACUACUCAGCCGGAUCCCUUCAUACCUUCAUACAGCGGCGUUUCCAAGUCAACAAGACACGUAUUAAUGAGACACUUUGGAAGAGAUGGUGCCGGCAGAUCCUCUCAGCUGUCAGUUAUUUGCAUAGCAAGGAAAUUACACAUGGAUAUGUAACAGCUGAUACAGUGUUUAUACAACAUGAUGGUUUAAUCAAACUGGGAUCAAUUGUGCCCAGUACUAUACAGGACCACAUAGCAGCCUGUUCCCGAACACACAGACAAAGACACAGACAUUACUGUGCUCCAGAAUAUGCAGCUUUAAACCUCGAGCAACUACGUAGAGGUAGUGAAAAUUGUUCUUUGUCGCCGCGUCCAGUUCAGAAGAUGGUUCACAGACGCAGUUCAAGUGUGGAUGGCAAGAAAUCUUCAAACACUCGCAAAACACGUAGUCUGGAAAGUAUGUCCAAUCUUCUAGCUCUAGUGUCCGAGCUGGAUAAUGCUGAUGUUACCCAAGCUACCAAGAUACAAAGACCUCACUCGGUUGAUAUCUACGCAUUUGGUAUUUUGUGUUUGGAGAUUCUCUGCGAUCUCAGUGAGCACAAGAUAACCCAAGAGUCGCCAGUAACCACACUAGACGAUGUAAAGCAAGCCAUAGCUAGUCUUGAGCCACACCAGCAAGACUUGAUAAACCUAUGUAUGGAAUAUGAUGGCAGUAAGAGACCUGACGCUGCCUACCUUCUCAAACUUAAUAUCUUACACGAGAUACCAGAUUUGCGGAUAAUGUGUGUGAACAUGUUGCUACACGCUGAUGAUGUGAACUACAGAGAUGUGGAAGAGAGUGCUGGUCGUCAACAACACUUUUCAGUCGACAACAAACCUUGCUCGGCAUUCACUCCUCAACAUCUAGAUAUUGAGAAAAUAGAGCGAGAGAUAAAGAACGGGUUUCACUCUAUCCCCGAAGUUGGUGUAAUUGGGAAAAUCAGCCCCAUUCGUUUCAAGACUUUGUCUCCUGAUACCAAAGAAGUGUCCCAUGAAGAUGACCAGGAGGAGAUUGAAAGCGGAAACAGAACCGGAACUGAGGAAACCAGACUGAUCCUGUGUAUAAAGUGUCAGCUAAACCCUAGUGCUGUGAGUGGGAAUCUGCACCUAAAAUUAGAGUUCCAGAUGAACGAUAACAUGGUGCGUAUAAUGAGUACGGAUAUAAACGAGCAAGAGGACCCAGGAGCUCUAGUAGACGAGAUAAUCCAAUACGGACUUCUCAACAAACUGGACAGAGACAUGGUACUGGAGUCGCUGGAGGAGUGUUUGUCCACGUGAUGCGCGUGCUAAUUUACAAGUCACGUGAUACACAUUGCACGUGCUAUUUUACAAGUCACGUGAUACACAUUGCACGUGCUAGUUUACAAGUCACGUGAUGCUUGUAUCCUCCUCGAGCGUCCUGUGACCUCUCCACAACAUGAUGUACAUAACAUAACACUAGAUUGUUCCUGUAGCCCUACGGACACUGUGUACAUAUUAAAGGUCACUGAGGUGCGAGUGUACACUUUACGUUGACCUAUCUAAUAUUCUGAAAUUUCUACCAUUAGUCGAGCAGAAUAGUCUUCUAGGAUUUAUAUAAUUGGUUUAUGAUUGUCAGGACUGAUUUAGUCUCGCUAUUGCCGCCCGGGCUCAUUAAGUUUAACACACUCGCACGAGGAAGCUAACAUAAGCUUUAUAAUAAAUACUGGCUUACUGGUCGGCUAUCAAUAGCUAAGAUUAUUUGGUUAGUUAUUUGUACGAUAAAUUGAUGCAAUUUUUGUUAAGAUAUUAAAUCCCGUGAAAUAUACACAAUAUCUGUAUAUUAUCCUAGUUUUUAUUGUUGAAUCAAACGUUUAACGAGGGCCCUGUUGACCGCAUUUCAAGCCUUUGGUUCAACUUGACCUCGUUUUAGAGGACAAAUUAAAGAUAAACAUGAAUACUGUGGCCGGAGUGUCAUCUCUUUUUGCUCCAUGAUACCAACCCGAUAAAGGCUUAGGGCUAUGUUAACAUCUCAAGAUUUUAUCUUCUUACUUAUAAUCUAUAACAUUAUUAUCUCCGACUUUAUCAAUAAUCAUCACCAAGCACCAUCGUUUAAUUUGAAAAGGUAUGAUAUGAAUAGCCCUGUUAUUUUAUAUGAAACGUUCGUGAAAG